Messenger RNA from Peromyscus californicus insignis, 3220 nucleotides. RefSeq names its product 40S ribosomal protein S2-like. Gene Ontology annotation, molecular function: RNA binding; structural constituent of ribosome. Gene Ontology annotation, biological process: translation. The record is from RefSeq and is a predicted model, not a curated record. Gene Ontology annotation, cellular component: cytosolic small ribosomal subunit; ribosome. The coding region runs from base 1978 to 2841 and encodes 287 amino acids. Lineage: Eukaryota; Metazoa; Chordata; Mammalia; Rodentia; Cricetidae. The transcript has a single exon.
AAAAACAAAAAACAAAAAACAAAAGAACCUCACAGCUAGACCAUACAUUUACAGCUUUGUCUCUUUUGUACAUUUUAAGGCCUUCCACCUCAUACCAAGUCUAUGAAGUAAAGAAAAAUCUUCAAGCUCAUGCUAAAAAAGGAAAUUUACUUUAAGCAAAACAGCAAAAAAACCAGACCACACCCUUUUUAGCCUGUUUGCUUUUUCAGCAAGUUCAAAACUGGACGAUAGUUUCAAUUAUUCUGUAUGUUUGUUGUUUGGUCAAAGGGACGACUUCUGGGACUCUGGGAGGGGUUCUGGUCCUAUGGUCAGAAGUCUCUCUCUCUAACAGACUAUAGAAAUCCAGUUCGUGUAGCUGAGGGGCGAAAAUAAAGAGAAAAGAAAAACAAGGCAAUUCCAGCCUCCGGACACCCUAAUCUGAUCAGGACUGGAAUUCUUGAUCUCUGUUCUCGGUCUGUUGGCCUCACUUUCUCCUUAGGAAGCUUCCUCCGCAGUGGGGCGGAAUUAUCAUCACAGUUUAAAGACCUCAGGGGCAGGAGAGCUUUCCCAGCUGCCGGGUGAGAAGCCUUAGACCACAUCAGGGCUCCUGGCAGCCUCUGGUGCCCCCAUGUGGCCAGAGGGAUUCGGCCACUUCAGAAACCACCGGGGCUUGAGCGUAGGUAGUUACCAGCAAAUGCUUGGACCAUGGUUUAGGCAGAGGUGACCCAGUUCCAGUACAUCUGUCCUUCACGGCUGAAACUUCCGUUAAAGGGAAGAAUCUGCUGCAACCAAACUACACUCUGAGCCAGGUGUCAGGGAGUAUGUACGGGGGAGGGUGAGACAGGGGGAUGGUGAGUUUGAAGCCAACCUGAGCUAUGGAUCAAGAGAUCCUUCAAAACAGAUUAAAAUAAAACAGCUGGACGCCUAAAUGACUUCAUGAUACCCCUGAUUCUCCCCCAGUUGAUCAUUUGUGGAUAACAGGAUUUCUUUUUAAGAUUCUUUUUAUCAUUGAACCCCUCCCCUGUGGGAAGGGGGGCAGAGGGUGACAUCAGUGUCUCUCUCAAUUGAGCUCCGCUCUACUUUUUGACCUAGAGCUCACUGUGAGCUAAACUGGUUAGCCAGCUAGCCGCAGGGACCUUCUGGUCUCUGCCUACACUAUCCUGAGAUUAUAGGCUCUGAUGAUAAAAUACUCCCCCCCCAAAUAUUAUCCCAUUUUACUAAUAUAAAUUGUUUCAGCAGCUACUUGGGGAAUUAAGGGAAAAUUCCUAUUUAUGCAUGUCUUCAUAGCUUUCAUUCAAGACACUAAAUACCUGGUUUUCUCUCAGUAUUUGGAGAAACAUGGGGGGAAGCCUAGGAGAAGAUGAACAUUCACUUUAUUAUAGAAAGAAAAAAACUCCUGACACUGUAAACCCUUCUCAUUACAAAGACAAUCAAAAUGAACACUGGCUGGGCUCUUAAAGAGGCCUGGAUAGAAUUAAAGGAUAUUGUUUCGUGUAGUUUUUUUUUUUUUAAUUCAGUUUCCACAAACCUUAAAAUAUUUGUACUGAAACUGAGCUGCUAAAUCCGUUACCCCAUAAAAAAAGGGCCUUUUCCUCCUGUUCUUUACUUAUUUUCCCAAGUUCUUCAAACAUUCGUUGACCUUUAAAAUAGGUGGGAAAGGACAGAUGUGAAGUAAGGAUUGGCCAUAAACCAAGAGCAGUGAAUCACCCACAGCCUUCUGAAUCCCGCCGUGGUAUGAACAGAAACAGGCAGGUUUGUCACAGCAACACGUGACAGGCGUUUCUGACCUCAGGUCUUCAGGAAUCGUUUCAUGAUUCCCAAAGGUCCCAAACAUCAAACUAGCCCGGGUGACAACUUGCCAGUCAAACAUGGCCUGUAAGACAGGAAAAAAAGGCCCGAUACCAAGGAGCAGACUGUCCAAGGGCACUCACUAGUGAAGGCAGCCUGCAGCAGGGUGACCAUGUAUACUCCACAAGUUUUCCGGGAAAAGCUUAAAACAUGAUGCUGAAGCAUCUUCUUCAGGAAAACACCAAAUGGCAGAUGCCAGACGCUGAAGCCGGUGCAGUGGGAGGACCCAGAAGACCUGGGGGCCCAGGAUUAGGAGGCAGUGGUCUUAGGGGCUACGGGGCUCGUAGAGGUAAAGCUGAAGACAAGGAGUGGAUCCCCGUCACCAAGCUGGGCCGCCUGGUUAAGGACAUGAAGAUCAGGUCCCUAAAGGAGAUCUACCUGUUCUCCCUUCCCAUUAAGGAAUCCGAGAUCAUUGACUUUUUCCUGGGCGCAUCCCUAAAGGAUGAGGUUCUAAAGAUCAUGCCAGUGCAGAAGCAGACUCGGGCUGGCCAGCGGACCAGGCUCAAGGCUUUGGUCGAUAUUGGGGACUACAACAGUCAUGUUGGUCUUGGUGUUAAGUGCUCCAAGGAAGUAGCCACUGCCAUCCGAGGGGCCAUCAUCUUGGCCAAUCUGUCCAUUGUCCCUGGGGGGAGAGGCUACUGGGGGAACAAGAUUGGCAAGCCCCACACUGUUCCGUGUGAAGUGACAGGCUGCUGUGGCUCUGUGUUGGUGCGCCUCAUCCCUGCCCCCAGAGGCACUGGCAUCGUCUCUGCUCCUGAGCCCAAGAAGCUACUGAUGAUGGCCAGUAUUGAUGACUGCUACACAUCAGCCAGGGGCUGCACUGCCACCCUGGGCACCUUUGCCAAGGCCACCUUUGAUGCCAUCUCCAAGACCUACAGCUACCUGACCCCCGACCUCUGGAAAGAGAUAGUGUUCACCAAGUCUCAUUAUCAGGAAUUCAUUGAGCAUCUUGUGAAAACCCACACCAGGGACUCUGUUCAGAGGACCCAGGCUCCAGCUGUGGCCACCAUAUAAGAAAAAAUUUAUUUAUACAAGAAAAAUAAAGUGAAUUAAAUCUGUUUUUUAAAAGAUGCUUAAAAGCCAGGUACACAUCAUUAAUCCCAGCACUUGGGAGACAAGAGGCAGACAGAUCCUCCUGGUCUAUAUACUGACUUUCAGGCCAGCCAAGGCUACAUAAUGAGACCCUGUCUCAAAAUAAAACAAAAAGCCACAUUGCUAAAGUAAAACUGGCAGGAAGAAACAACUCUAUUUCCUACAUCUUCAGAAAAGGGAGGGUCUGAGUAAAUUGCUGGAUUUAAUCUAAUUACAUUGUGGUGGACACCUUGUGCAGUUCUGGGAAUGUGGCAUUUCCAACUUGAUGUGUUUGUGCAGAGAACUAAGGCUCUCCUUUCGU